Messenger RNA from Oryza brachyantha (malo sina), 1041 nucleotides. RefSeq lists its product as uncharacterized. Bases 1 to 1041 code for a protein of 346 amino acids. The transcript has a single exon. NCBI's taxonomy places the organism in Eukaryota, Viridiplantae, Streptophyta, Magnoliopsida, Poales, Poaceae. The record is from RefSeq and is a predicted model, not a curated record.
AUGGAGGUUCUGCUCUCGGCGGUGGCCACCGACCUCGUCGGCCGGCUGCUCUCCUUCCUCAUCAGCGAGCGCCAGGAGCCCGCCGCGGCCGAUGGCGCCAGGCUGCAGCGAGCGCUGCAGCGAGCGCGCGUCGUCCUGGACGAGGCUGAGGGGCGGCAGGUCACCAGCCUGACCAUGCUGCUGCAGCUCAGGAAUCUGAGGUGGGAGAUGUGCCGGGCAGCGCACGCGCUCGACGCGCUGAGGAUACGGGCCGCCGCGGCGGGCCGUCGUCACCGUUUCCUCCGCCAGUCGCUCCUCCUGCUCAGCUCGUCUGAUUCCUUGGGUGGCGGCGGCGGCGAUGGCACGGUCAUGGCGAGUCUCGAGGCCGCGCUGAGCGACGCGAAGGAGCUCGUCGUGCUCCUGGGCGGCUGCCCUCGCCUGACCCGGCAGCCGUAUAGCGCCUACCUGUUCAUGGAGCGGUGCAUGUUUGGCCGGCAGAUGGAGAUGGAGCAGAUCAUCGACUUCCUGCUACGUCCAGCUUGCUCGUUGGCCGGUGAUCCAAAUCCGGGCGUCCUCCCCGUCGUCGGCGGUCGGGAGGUCGGGAAGCGAACGUUGGUCGAACACGUCUGCAUCCAUGAGCGGGUGAGGCAAUACUUCGCCAAGAUCCUCCGUCUCAGCAGCGACGAUCUGAUGGCGGCCGGCGACCACGAUGACGAGCACCGGAGCCUCGGCAUCGAUCCUAGCGCAAGGUCGCUAGUCGUGGUCGACCUCGUUGGCGAUGUCGAAGAGGAGCCAUGGAGGCGGCUCUGUUCGUCCGUUCGCCGGGAGAGCGGGGACAGCAAGGUGGUCAUCAUCUGCAGGAAGGCGGAGCACGCGACGCGCCUGGGCACGGCGCCGCGGCCGGUCACACUGGCCAGGUUGCGGCGGCCCGAGCUCUGGUACUUCUUCCGCGCCCUCGCGUUCGGCGGCGCCGACCCGGAGGAUCGCCCGGAGAUGGUCGCCAUAGCCGCCGAGAUCUUCGCGGGGAUCUGUGACGUCACGCGUCCCCGUUCACCGCCGUGA